This is a messenger RNA of Eutrema salsugineum, 1316 nucleotides long. Its product is annotated as RNA-binding protein 48. The record is from RefSeq and is a predicted model, not a curated record. Gene Ontology annotation, cellular component: nucleoplasm. Gene Ontology annotation, molecular function: RNA binding. NCBI's taxonomy places the organism in Eukaryota, Viridiplantae, Streptophyta, Magnoliopsida, Brassicales, Brassicaceae. Bases 424 to 1107 code for a protein of 227 amino acids. The transcript has 10 exons.
UAUCAAACAAAUGGAUUGAAUCCAGAAUCUUCUUUCUCAUCUCCUUCUUUUCUCUUCUCACCUAAGCUCUGAAUCUCUAUCGAGAUUCCAAAUCUAUUUCUACAUUUCUCCCCUUUAACUUCUUCUUGAUAGAUCCGUAUCUAUCAUCCUCUCCAUUCAUUUGAGGCGGCGUCUGCUCCUCCUCUCCAAUCUUCCGAGGCUGCGGCGGCGAGUGGUCUAUAAACAAGAGUGAAAUGUCUCCAAGUUCCCGACUCGAUCGAUCUCCAAAACAAUUACUAAAAUCCAAAGGAGGAGGAGAUAUUUCUUCACUAAACAAUGGUGAAAACAGUAGUUGGUGAAGAUACUAGGCUCACUUCUGCUGAGGAUCGUCUCUCUCAGUCAGCUAUUCCUGCUGAGUACGUAUCAGAAUUGUAGAAGAAGAAGAUGGGUCGAUGCAAAGAGGAUAUUCCAGCGGUUAGGGUUUAUACAGUCUGCGACGAAUCAAGAUACUUGGUAGUACGUAAUGUGCCAGCUUUGGGUUGUGGUGAGGAUCUCAUGAGGUUAUUCACUACUUACGGAGAGGUUGAAGAGUGUAAACCUAUGGAUGCAGAAGACUGUGAGGACUUUACAGAUGUCUACUGGAUCAAAUUUCGUCUCAUCACUAAUUCCAGAUUUGCAAAGAGGAAGUUGGAUGGAUCAGUUUUCUUGGGAAAUCGGCUCCAGAUUUCAUAUGCUCCCGAAUUCGAGAGCCUCACUGACACAAAGGAGAAGCUAGAAACCAGGAGGAAAGAAGUGCUUGCAAGACUUAACCCCCAAAAAGCCAAGAGCACCUCCCAAGUUACAAAAUUGGCUGGACCGGCUUUAUCUCAAAUGGAUAAUUUUUCUUCACAAAGGCAAAGAGAGAUGGAGUACCAAUUCCAUAGAAGAAACGCUCCUAUUUCUCGAGUUUCAUCUGACCAGGAGUAUUUUGCGUCGUCUUCAAUGAAUCAAACAGUGCACACUGUCAGAGAGAAACUCAAUAAGAUUCAAGAAAGUGGUAACCAAAAGAGGUUACAACCGAGCAGCCAGCAUCUACAGACAGAACCUGACUUCAAGAGAACCCGAGUUGAUAAUCGCAGAAGAAUCUAAACUCCACUUAAGAAUGCUCAGCUAAUCCUUUAUAAUCUUGUGUAACUUAGUCUUAUUAGUGUUCCUGCAUGAUAUUUUUUGUGAAUAUCUAAAUUUCUUGCAGGAUGACAUCCUUUUUCUUUUUCUUUUUUUGCAAUUCAAUUUCAGUUACUUAAUUUCUUGUGUCGCCUGUAUACAAAAAGAAAACCAUCUAACCAAAAUUGCAACUA